Linum trigynum is the source of this 2780-nucleotide messenger RNA. The record is from the annotation of a GenBank genome assembly. NCBI's taxonomy places the organism in Eukaryota, Viridiplantae, Streptophyta, Magnoliopsida, Malpighiales, Linaceae.
CUUAAUUUGCAUAUGCAUACCCUCAUAGGAAAUUGACUCACUCCUACUGCCACUCUAGAAAAUGGCCAAGUGUAACCACUUCCUAAAGCGUAGUAUAGCGGGUUUGGGUUUUAAUGUCAACACGGGUCCUAGAUAUGAUGACUACUCAGUAAUUCUUAUUAUCUAGCGGUGAAACUUAAGUGCAGGUUCAAACAAGCAAAAACACAAAGCAAGUUAAACGGUUGUUUCAAGUCGAGAGAGGUCACCCGGAUAUGGUUCCCCCUAGACUGCAGUUAAGCCGGAUUGUAAUUACCAAGUUCAGUUUCUAUGAUAGUCAUACUGCGGAAGGUUCUUAAACAGUCUGAAGUCUCGACUAAAGGUCUCCAGACCCUCUCAAUCUGAGUCUCUAACGGGCGACUAACCUCCACCGGAGUAAACAGAUUGAGGCCCUAACGAACAAAACCUCCUCUAUCGAAGUAACUUCGGUACAGAAUAGUGAAUUGGCUCCUCGACUAAAGUCGCCAAUUAAGGGUGCUCGACAAAACCUCCUCUAUCGAAGUACCUUCAAUUAAGGGUGCUCUAUCAACCUAGGCAGAUAUUCUCUUUCUAGGUUAAAGCAGAAACAACAGGAAUUUGAUCAGGAUUCAUGCCAUUCAAUCAUUCAAACCUCAAUUGAAUAUAAACAAAUCAUAGAAUCUGUAUUUGGGUUAAUACAAUCAGACCUAACAUACAAAUCUAGGGUUCUCCAUACCCAGAUGAAUGGGAGAACUACUCCGCGGAGAAAGAAGCAAAAGCAGAUUCAGAUGCAGAAACCAUACUGUGAAGGAUGGAUUUCUGCUCCUGGUUGUCGAUCAGCACUUCUCCAAGCUCAAGCCGGGCUCCAAUGGUGAUGAAGAUCAAGCUAGGGCACUUGGGAACUCUUGUUCGUCGCUUUCUCUCUCUAGGAAUCGCUUUGUCUCUCUAAAACUCAAAUCCACUUCUCUUUUGGCUGAAAUCUGCCUAAAAGGGCAUCACUGGGCAAAACACGGUCCAGCGCACGGCCGUGCUUUGCUCCAACCCGCCCGUGCCCUUUGCCACGUGUUAAAAACAUGGCCAGAUUUUGGGGAAAACACGGUCGUGCCUAAUGUUGGACACGGCCGUGUUUUGGGUUAGCCCCGCCCGUGUUUUGGGCCAGUGCAGGACAAACGUGGAUGAAGCCUCGGCAGUAAAAACAAGGUCAAGGAACAUGGUCGUGCUUUGAUUUAGGCGCGCCCGUGCUUUGGCUCCAGCUUGACCGAAUGACUUCCGAAUGCCCCGAAACUCGUGCUUAGCCUUUCCUUCGACGUCUGGGACCUGAAAUAUGACAAAGUAGCACAACCCGGCGUAAAAUAGGCCAAAAAUACACGACUAUGCCCUACAAACGGAUAAGAACUAGGGGUGCAAACAUGUGCAAUUACAUCGUUAUCAAAAAUAUGUACAGAAUUGUAAUUUGGGUGGUUCAUCGGUGUUGUUUCCAUAAGAUUGUAUUAUCUGAGGUGGUUGUUCUGGAAUUAUGAAUCGUGAUUGUAUCUCCUUUCUAAAAAAUGUCAAGUUAAGAUAUAAAUGGAGUAACCUGAGAUUCUUCUUUAGUUUAGAUGGUAAGAGAGCAAUGACCCACGUCAAAUUGCUUGGGGGUUGACGAGGCCUAAGAAACGAUCUAAGCUUCUUCAGUGCAGAACAAGAUUUUGAUAGUAUCUCGACCAAAUAAAUUUUUUGUCUUGCUGAUGUUGAUACAAGAUGUUAACGUAGAGGAGAGCCCCAACCAAGUUAGCUCUUGGUGUUGCAAUGCAAAAAUUGGUAUGGUAGAAAAGUUUAUACAAAAUACUAUACUAUGAUCAUCAUAUAGAACGUGUUUGACGAAGUCACCGAGGAGAAAAGAGAAUCUACAUUAGUUGCGCCAAUGAAUGGUUGUUUGGAUUAAUUUGCACUGAUGCAAAAUGUCAUGUAGCUGCCAAGAAGAAGUAGUAAGAGAGGACCAAUCAAUGUGUUUGCUGUCGAGAAAGAUAAAAAUCAUCAUAACGGAGAGGUUACAUAACGAUUGACUUAUAUAGAUUGAAGAGAUAGAAAGUACAGAGAUGUAAGUAAUUUGUGUGUUUAGUGUAGCAGAGUGAUUGAGAGUGAUUUGGCAGGAUUUCACAGUGGUAGGGGUAUCGACAAAAGUUGUUAUAUGGUUGGUGUUUCCAUGCAUAUGUUGCUUUUCUGUUUCUUUUGUUUGUAUAUGAGAUUUCUACAAUAGAUUCAAUGCUUUGUAUUUAUUUUCUUUUUCUGUCAUUUUAAAUAACCAAACUAUUUAUCAGGACAAACUUAAUCGGUGCAUUCCAUCGACUUAAUUUGGGCAUUGCUGGUUUUGGUUUUCUCAGCCGGGGAUUCAUCGCUUUUUGUGUCACUGUGGUUUUUGGUCCAAGGGCAAUCUAGAUUAAAUUUUCUUUAUGAAAUCUCUUGGUGGCUUCCAUUUUCACCAUCAGGAAUUGGAGUCAGGUAAGCAUUCAUUUGGUUUUUUCAUGUUCACUCUAGGGGCAUCAAGGUGCUUGGCAAAUAGUGGCUAGAUUUAGGGCUAAUCACUUGGUUUGGAUUGUCCAUUAUAGUGUUUAUGUUUUACUUUUUUUUUUUUUUUUUGGUAAUGCAAUGGGAUAAUGAUUUUUCAUCAUAUUAUUAUAGUGUUGUUGACCUACUUCCAACCAUCGCCACAGACAUGCUAAUGGGUAAUAUAAGUAAGAAUCAUAGUACCAAUUACCGAAACUACGUUUGGCCGAGGGGACUGGUAAUAAGCACAUAUAUUUAAA